GUUUGCCAGGUCUCCAAGGUCCUGCUGGUCUCCCCGGAGCCCCAGGCAUCUCCUUGCCCUCAGUCAUAGCAGGACAGCCUCGUGACCCCGGGCGCCCAGGCCUAGAUGGAGAACGAGGCCGCCCAGGCCUUCCAGGACCUCCAGGUCCUCCUGGGCCAUCCUCAGACCAAGGCGACUCUGGAGAUCCUGGCUUCCCUGGAAUUCCAGGCCUUCAAGGGCUCAAGGGAAACCAAGGACUUCCGGGUUUCUCUGGCCUCUCUGGUGAUCUAGGGCUGAAAGGCAUAAAAGGGGAGCCUGGCCUUAUGGGGACUCCUGGCAAGGUCGGGCCACCAGGAGACCCGGGAUUUCCUGGGAUGAAGGGGAAGGCGGGGCCAAGAGGCUUUUCCGGCCCCCAGGGUGCUCCAGGACACACACCAAUUUCUGAAGCUAUCCAGGUUCCUCCAGGGCCUCCGGGUCUUCCAGGCAUUGAUGGCAUCCCUGGCCUCGCUGGAGAACCUGGGCCUCAAGGUUCUGUGGGUCUGCAAGGUUCUAAAGGUCUCCCUGGCAUCCCUGGCAAGGAUGGGCCCAGUGGGCUUCCAGGCCCACCUGGAGUCCUUGGUGAUCCUCUUCUCCCAGGACUACAAGGACCUCCAGGAUUUGAAGGAGCUCCAGGGCAACAGGGUCCCUUUGGGAGGCCUGGGAUGCCUGGGCACAAUGUGAGAGUGGGCUACACACUGGUCAAACACAGUCAGUCAGAACAGGUGCCACUGUGCCCAGUCGGGAUGAGCCGGCUGUGGGUGGGUUACAGCUUGCUGUUCGUGGAGGGGCAGGAGAAAGCCCAUAACCAGGACCUGGGAUUUGCUGGCUCCUGCCUGCCCCGAUUCAGCACCAUGCCCUUCGUCUACUGCAACAUCAAUGAAGUGUGCCACUAUGCCAGACGCAAUGACAAAUCCUACUGGCUCUCUACUACUGCCCCCAUUCCCAUGAUGCCUGUGGGCCAGACCCAGAUUCCCCAGUACAUCAGCCGCUGCUCUGUAUGUGAGGCACCGUCACAAGCCAUUGCUGUGCACAGCCAAGACAUCACCAUCCCCCAAUGCCCUUUGGGCUGGCGCAGCCUCUGGAUCGGUUACUCCUUCCUUAUGCACACUGCUGCUGGAGCUGAGGGUGGAGGUCAGUCCCUAGUCUCCCCUGGCUCCUGCCUCGAGGACUUUCGGGCUACCCCUUUCAUUGAGUGCAGCGGCGCCCGUGGUACCUGCCACUAUUUUGCCAACAAGUACAGUUUCUGGCUGACGACUGUGGAGGAGAGACGGCAAUUUCGGGAAGAGCCUGUUUCUGAGACACUGAAAACUGGGCAGCUCCACACCAGGGUCCCCAGCUGCCAGGUGUGUAUGAAAAAUCUGUAGGGGCUGCCAGUCAUGUAGCCCCUGCC
Molecule: messenger RNA, 1408 nt
Organism: Cricetulus griseus (Chinese hamster)
Lineage: Eukaryota; Metazoa; Chordata; Mammalia; Rodentia; Cricetidae
Source: RefSeq, a predicted model, not a curated record